This is a messenger RNA of Cladocopium goreaui, 1686 nucleotides long. Lineage: Eukaryota; Dinophyceae; Suessiales; Symbiodiniaceae. The record is from the annotation of a GenBank genome assembly.
AUGCCGCAAGAAGACAUGUUUGAGUGGCUGUCCAAUGAAUUGGCGCAAGAACGACUGGCACUGGAACAGCGCCACUCGAGUCUCUUGAAGGAGCUCUCCCUGCGUUUGGGUCCAAAAACUCCUAGUGGACCCCUGGGUGCUUUGGAAGUGUUGCAACUGGCAAAGCCGCAGCCAGAUUGGUCUGUGCGGCCCGAGUCUGUCAGCCCAAAGCAGACCCAAGAGGCCACAAGUGCGGCCAGCAGCAGGUCGAAUAUCCAAGGGAUAGGCGAGGCCGCAAUCGACACGCAAUUGGUCAAUGAGGUGGAGCAGGAGUUGGAGGAGGACGAAGAAGAAGAAGAAGAAGAAGAGAGGAAGAGACAAAAAAUCGCAGCCAAGAAAGAGCAGUCAGAGUUGAGCAAUACACUUUCCAGAAAAUCCAAAAUAUCAAAGAAUACGGAACAGAGCUUUUGGAAGCCGGUCUGGAUCAUUACCUCUCCGCUCUUCGAGUUGGGUUAUGCCCUGUGUAUUAUGCUCCAUGCGGUCUUGAUGGCAGCAGAAUUGCAGUAUCGCGCAAUGGACGUUGGAUACAAAGUUAGCUAUCCACACUUCACGCAGACGUCUCACGAGGCAUAUCCAGCACUUGCGUAUUUUUUCAAUAUUGCCGAAUGGAUCUUCGGGAUUCUUUUCCUUAUUGAAGCAAUUCUGAAGCUGAUGGCUUUGCGGUGGAAGUAUUUUCGCGAGCUUUGGAAUUGUUUUGAUUGUAUUCUGUGUGUUUUCUGGAUUGCAGAUCGUGCAUUGGAGAACAUGCCUUUCGACACAUCUAUGUUGCGAUUGCUCCGAUUGGCAAGAUUGAUACGGCUGGUGAAAUUGGCACGCACUGUGCAGGGCUUCGAUGCCCUGGCAGUAAUGACAACAUCCCUUCAUGGUUCAAUACACGCACUCAUAUGGGUUGCAGUUCUGUUGGUCUUGGUGCAGAUGACCUUUGCGCUUCUCCUCAGUCAGGUAUUGUUCUUCUACAUAGAGGAUGAGAGACAGCCUGUGGAAGAUCGCAGAGACGUGUUUGAGUACUUUGGAAAUUUCACAAGGGCCAUGCUGAGUAUGUUCGAAAUCACGCUUAGAAAUUGGCCUCCAGUGGCGCGACUCUUGCAGGAGAAGGUGAGUCCCUGGCUUGUGAUCUUCAGCAUCGGGCACAAAAUCAUUUUUGGUUUUGCAUGCUUGGCUGUCAUCAAUGGUGUCUUCAUGCAAGAAACAUUUAAAGUCGCUCAGCAAGAUGAUCAAAUUAUGCUGAGGACUGUGGAGACAAAAAAGAACGCCCACAGGAGAAAAAUGAAGAUGUUUUUUCAACAUGCUAAUGAUGACGAUGACAACAUCCUUUCUAUUGACGAGUGGAAGGAUGUGCUUAGUGAGGAGAAGGUAAAGCAUUGGUUUGCAGCACAGGGGCUUUCUAUUUCCGAUCCGGACCUGCUGUGGAAGAUCCUGGACACCUCUGGAGAUCGCCAACUAGAUUUGGAGGAACUGAUACAGGGAACAGCACGUUUGCAAGGCUUUGCAAAGAGCCUUGACUUGGCAAUUUUAAACAUGGAGCAGAAGACCUUGCAGACACAGACCGAGGAAAUUAUGCAGAAUGUUGGUUUAAUCAGGCAGCAAACUGCUCUGCUGCUGAGGAACAACUAUGAUAGGAACUGCGAACAGACACUGCGUGCCUGA